Molecule: messenger RNA, 960 nt
Organism: Blastomyces dermatitidis ER-3
Lineage: Eukaryota; Fungi; Ascomycota; Eurotiomycetes; Onygenales; Ajellomycetaceae
Exons: 5
Coding region: 1-960 (319 amino acids)
Biological process (GO): clathrin-dependent endocytosis; protein transport
Cellular component (GO): AP-2 adaptor complex; intracellular membrane-bounded organelle
Molecular function (GO): clathrin-cargo adaptor activity
Source: RefSeq, a predicted model, not a curated record
AUGGUCACCUAUAUACUUUAUGGCUUCCGUUGGCACAGAGCGCCCAACCCCUUAGCUCCAGGUAUACGCGCUUACAUAGCCCUCUACAACCUUCUCGACGCAGCUGCGGAGUACCUCCAGCACCCGACUACAACGGCAGCAGUCCUCAAUUCAUUCAAGCUCCUUGACCCUGACAUCCUCACUCAUCUCCCUAAUCUCCAACUUAUUGAACAGUACGACCCUGAGGACCUUAGCCCUGACGCGGUAAGCCAACCAUAUGCAUACGUCGCAGCAAAGACCAUGACUAUGGGUGCAGAGGCCUUAUCCGGUGCGGGGCUAGGAUUAAGGGUCCAGGAGAUUCUACAGCAGGACCCGGGCUUGUCAACGGCUGGGAGUGAAGUAUUUAGGAAACUUAGAAAUGAACUCGCGCCUGAUGCGGAGAUUGGCUGGUUCGUUGUUUACAAUGGAGAUCCAGAGCGUUCAUUUGAGGAUUCUGACGAAGAUUCUCCUGUCGAUGACGGCGAGGAUGAUGUGAUGGGUUGUCGUGACAGCGAAGCUGCUACUGCUGAUCCUGUCGAUUCUACGACCCGUCUGGCAAAAUGGUAUGCCCCAUACAAUGACGAUGAGAAAGUAAAACUAAAGGGAGAGGUCCACCGCCUCAUUGCCCCUCGAGAUCAAAAAUAUCAAUCCAACUUUGUCGAGUUCCGUCGCAGCACGAAGAUCGUUUAUAGGCGAUAUGCGGGCCUAUUCUUCUGCGUCUGUGUCGAUGCGAAUGAUAAUGAAUUGGCAUACUUGGAAGCCAUACACUUUUUCGUGGAGGUCCUCGAUCAGUUUUUCGGCAAUGUUUGUGAGCUUGAUUUAGUUUUCAACUUCUAUAAGGUUUAUGCUAUUCUCGACGAGGUGUUUCUCGCUGGCGAGGUUGAGGAAACAAGCAAACAGGUUGUGCUGACAAGAUUGGAGCACUUGGAUAAGCUUGAAUGA